AUGACUACCCCUCAUCCGCCCAUCCCGAAGCCGAGGAUUUUCAAACCGAAACCGACCGUAUUGCCGAGAAAACAACUACCACUAGCCGAUCAAGCGAGGACGGUUGAUGGAGAAGAAGAAGAAGAAGAAGAAGAAGAAGAAAGAAUGGCCAUAUAUUUUGAAAGAAAAACGUUUCUCAUCGACGAGCGUAAGACUUUCGUUGUGGACAAUGAGAGGAAUUUGAGAGAGCCAACUCCUCGAUUGAGCCAAAUAGCCGUUGUUGUUAAUGAUCGGUGUUUAUCAGCAGAGAGUACAGAAACCCUUUUGCCGGCUCGUUUCUCUCACGAUCAGACAUUCACUACGAGAUCAUCAUCAACCUCUCUCGGCAGCUCGUUCGACUCGAUUUUGGCUUGUUGCAGUGAAGAGGACUUUGAGUCAAGAAAACGGGGUGAGUCU
This is a messenger RNA of Mesorhabditis belari, 435 nucleotides long. The record is from the annotation of a GenBank genome assembly. NCBI's taxonomy places the organism in Eukaryota, Metazoa, Nematoda, Chromadorea, Rhabditida, Rhabditidae.